Messenger RNA from Microthlaspi erraticum, 1344 nucleotides. The record is from the annotation of a GenBank genome assembly. Lineage: Eukaryota; Viridiplantae; Streptophyta; Magnoliopsida; Brassicales; Brassicaceae.
AUGGCUUCGCAAAGGUGUCGUCUCAUAGCGGGGCUGCUUCUGCUCCUAAUCAUCGUCAUGGUGAUUUUGUACCUAACCAUCGUCGACCCUGUAAAACCGGAUGGACCUGUUUGUCCACCUACACCGCCGGGAACACUAAGCCGGGCUCAUUUCCCUGAAGGUUUCUUGUUUGGCACAGCUACUGCAGCUUACCAGGAAGAUAUCCAACUUAUGAAGAAUCUAAAUACUGAUUCUUUCAGACUCUCUAUCGCGUGGACAAGAAUAUUCCCUCAUGGGACAAAGGAUAAAGGAGUGUCUGAAUCUGGUGUGCAAUUCUACCAUGACCUCAUCGACGAGCUUAAAUUAAAUGGUAUAAUUCCGUUCGUGACUGUUUUCCACUGGGACACUCCACAAGUUUUAGAAGACGAAUAUGGCGGUUUUUUAAGCGACAGGAUUGUGAUGGAUUUUCGGGCGUAUGCAGAUUUUGUUUUCCAUGAAUACGGUGGCAAAGUGAAACAUUGGAUCACUUUCAAUGAGCCAUGGGUUUAUUCUCACGCCGGUUAUGACAUUGGGAAGAAAGCACCAGGCCGUUGCUCUGAUUACAUUAAUAAAGCAUGUCCCGACGGUCACUCAGGACGUGAGUGUUAUAUAGUCACUCAUAACCUCCUUAACGCUCACGCAGAAGCUGUUGAAGCUUUCCGAGCAUGCAAAAAUUGUACAGGUGGGAAGAUUGGAAUCGCACAUAGUCCGCUUUGGUUCGAACCACAUGACUUUAAAGAUGCACAAGACGGUGCCUCUAUUGAGCGUGCACUUGAUUUUAUGCUUGGAUGGCAUCUGGAAACAACUAUCACUGGAGAAUAUCCAAAGAUAAUGAGAGAUAUUGUUGGAGACAGAUUGCCCAGAUUUAAUGCUACACAGAGAGCAAAAUUGAUAAACUCGACAGAUUUCGUAGGGCUCAACUACUAUUAUUCACAGUUUUCAGCUCAUUUGGAGAAGAUAGAUUAUUCAAAACCAUAUUGGAAGCAAGAUUCUCUUAUUCACUGGGAAGGAUAUGGUGAAAUACUUGGAGACAAGGAUUCGGUUGAAGUUGGUACUAAAGAUACUAACAGGAAAUAUUAUCUUCAGAGGCAUCUUUUGAGUAUGCACGAAGCUAUUUGCACGCACAAGGUGAAUGUUACAGGAUAUUUUACAUGGUCUUUGUUGGAUAACUUUGAGUGGCAAGAUGGUUACAAAACCAGAUUCGGACUAUAUUACAUUGAUUUCAAGAAUAACCUCACACGUCAUGAAAAACUUUCGGCCAAGUAUUACAAAGAUUUCCUCAGUAAAGGUAUUCGUCCAUCCCAGAUCAAGAAGGAUGAGCUUUGA